Messenger RNA from Drosophila subobscura, 1208 nucleotides. It is a transcript of the gene eff, whose product is annotated as ubiquitin-conjugating enzyme E2-17 kDa. Gene Ontology annotation, cellular component: nucleus. NCBI's taxonomy places the organism in Eukaryota, Metazoa, Arthropoda, Insecta, Diptera, Drosophilidae. The transcript is spliced from 5 exons. The record is from RefSeq and is a predicted model, not a curated record. Gene Ontology annotation, biological process: protein polyubiquitination; ubiquitin-dependent protein catabolic process. Gene Ontology annotation, molecular function: ubiquitin conjugating enzyme activity. The coding region runs from base 471 to 914 and encodes 147 amino acids.
AUAUAAUUCAAAGGGUGUUUCACAACACGGCUACAACACCACACCAUACAGCCGUCUCUGUCACGCUCAAGCCAUUCAGACUGCUGUUCGCAUCGUGUCGGUCGCUCUUUUGCUCUGUUCGUUCGGUCCGGUCCGCCUGCCUGCCCAGCAUUGAUUGAAAUCGAGUCACAAAAAAAAUAAUCGUCGCCGUAGUCUUCGUCGGGUCGCCGUUUACACGCGCAGUGCUAGAGCUGCAAUAUUUCGAGACAAGGGACACAAAUUUAAGCAAAGCAGAGCAAAUUCAAGUGGAGCGCAGCGCAGCCUUUGUGUUUCGUUUAUUUUCCAGCGAUUUUAGACACAAGUUCGGUUCCGUUUUCGACUCGAUAAAAGCAGAACAAAAGAAUCCGCGAACGAGCCAGAGCCACACAGACCAACCAACCAAACACUCACACACACACAACCAAACCAGAAAAUCAAAUUUCAAUCAGAAAAUGGCGUUAAAAAGAAUCAAUAAGGAACUGCAAGAUCUGGGCAGAGAUCCACCUGCACAAUGUUCAGCCGGACCAGUUGGAGACGAUUUGUUUCACUGGCAAGCUACAAUAAUGGGCCCGCCGGACAGCCCUUAUCAAGGAGGUGUAUUCUUCUUAACUAUACAUUUUCCAACAGACUAUCCCUUUAAGCCACCAAAAGUGGCAUUUACAACGCGCAUAUACCAUCCAAACAUCAACAGCAAUGGAUCGAUUUGUCUCGAUAUAUUAAGAUCUCAGUGGUCGCCAGCAUUAACUAUUUCAAAAGUCUUAUUAUCAAUUUGCUCUCUACUCUGUGAUCCCAAUCCAGACGAUCCGCUUGUUCCAGAGAUUGCCCGAAUAUAUAAAACCGAUCGGGAAAAAUACAAUGAGCUGGCACGAGAGUGGACUAGAAAGUAUGCUAUGUGAUGCGUUCCAGAUUGCAGUCCAACAAAAACAGCAACAUCAGCAGCAGCAACAACAACAGCACCAACAGCAAACACAACAACAGCGACAACAACAGCAACAAAGAUAACAACAACAUUUUACAACAAUAGUCAACAAAAUCCAAGGAGAAGGAUUAUCUGCAGCAUCAGCCGCAGCAGCAGCAAUGUUGUUAUUACUGGCAACAGCCGCCGGGCGGUUGACCACAACAACAAUAACAAGAUCAACUUGAAUAGCAACAACAACAACAACAAUAUCAGAAGAAGCUGCGGCUAUAGC